AGUUGGAGCGUGCUGGAGCUAGAUGAGUACUGUGGUUGUCUUCAGUGUAAGGGGUGGGGGGUGGGGGGGAGGUGGUUUAGAAUGUGGAAAGAAAUGAAGAAAUAAGACUGCUGGAAGAGAGAAUGGAAUAAUUUUAGUGCCUAAGGACCAAACUGGCUCCUGAGAAGUCUCUUUACAUUAAGGUGAUACAUACUGAAUCAAGCCCUGAACUCUCUGCAGGGCUACAUGCCCUCUAGACUCCUCUGGAGACUGGCUCUGUUCCUGUUUUUUCGACCAAGCUUCUUUCACUUCCACAUCAUCUUCCAUCAGUUCCAUGGACACCCACCAGCUUCCCUCUAGGAUACAUUUACUGCAAGGAAUUUGGGAACACUACUUCCUUCUGGGACUUCAAACCAUGAGGUAAAGAGAAACACUGUUAUUGAGCAAUUCUGGGGGCUGUCAACAUUAAUAGCAGCCAGUGCUGGUGGUGACCUGCCCCAUGACAACUGAGACGCCCCCAAGGUGAAGAAAUAGACUAUCCCUCGUGGUCAAACAAGACAUCAGUGAUGGUGAUGAUGUCCCGCUCUGGGGUAAAAAGGCUGUAAGACAGACACAUGUUAUCCCCCCUUCCCCCUAGGGGAACACCCUGAGUCUGCAGCCGUGACAGAUUUGUCAAGGUCUUAACUGGAGGUGGACCUGGACCAAGGUACCCAAUGCCUCUCAGCUCUUGUUCUGUUGGCUGCACUGUCUCAUGUUCUCAGAUCCACUCAAUCCCUUCAUUGUAAGAGAAGAACUCCAGGCUUGUGGCUGAUACCUUGUCCCUUAAGUGAGUGGCCGUAUUUCUCUUCUAGCUCAAAAUAAGAAGUGGAAGUAGACUUCCCAACAGUCGGGGGAUGGACCUGCAGAGUGACUUCAGCAUUGGUAUGAAGUGACAAACACAGAAGAGACGGUCAGAAACAUGAAGCUGAAGGUAUUCAAGUUUGUUGUAGGGCUUAUAGCCGUUUCUGUAACUCUUUUGUUCUUGUAUACCAACAAUUCAGUCCUGCCAAAAUAUCCUCCAGAGGUAAAAAUCUCAAACUCUUCAGUGCUUGCAGAAGUCUGUGACAUGAUUGUAACAGGAAAACACAUCUUGGAUGGAAAUGUACCAAUAACACCGCUGAGAGACAUAAGUUGCCAACAAUACUUGACCCAGAAUCACUACAUAAUGAAACCUCUGUCCAAAGGCGAAGCUGAGUUCCCUUUGGCAUACAUCAUGGUCAUCCACAAAGACUUUGAUACAUUUGAGAGGCUCUUCAGGGCUAUUUACACGCCUCAAAAUGUCUACUGUGUACACGUGGAUGAGAAAGCCACCUCCGCUUUCAAGGAUGCGGUGGGAAGGCUCCUGAGCUGCUUCGCAAAUGCCUUUCUGGCUUCCAAGAGUGAGUCUGUGGUCUAUGCAGGAGUUUCCAGGCUCCAGGCUGAUCUGAAUUGCCUGCAAGACCUCAUAGACUCAGAGGUUCCGUGGAAGUACGCCAUCAACACCUGCGGGCAAGAUUUCCCCCUGAAAACCAACAGGGAGAUAGUUCAGUAUCUAAAAGGAUUUAAAGGUAAAAACAUCACCCCAGGGGUGCUGCCUCCUCCUCAUGCUAUCAGAAGGACCAAAUACAUGCACUUGGAGCAGAGAUACCAUUUGUUUUCCUUCAUGCUGUGGACUUGGAUCAGAAAAACACCUCCUCCCCAUAAUCUCACCAUUUACUUUGGCUCCACCUAUGUAGCCCUUACAAGAGAAUUUGCGAAUUUUGUUCUCCAAGACCAGAGGGCCAUUGAUUUACUUGGGUGGUCGAAGGACACCUACUCUCCUGAUGAACAUUUCUGGGUGACCCUUAACAGGAUUCCAGGAGUCCCUGGCUCCAUGCCAAACGCAUCGUGGGCUGGUAACCUCAGAGCUGUGAAGUGGUCUGACAUGGAAGAUAAACACGGAGGCUGCCACGGCCACUACGUCCAUGGCAUUUGUAUCUAUGGAAACGGAGACUUAAAGUGGUUGAUUAAUUCACCAAGCAUCUUUGCUAACAAGUUUGAGCUCACUACAUACCCCCUCACUGUGGAAUGCCUAGAACUGAGGCUUCGAGAAAGAACCCUAAAUCAGAGUGAAAUUGCACUACAGCCCAGCUGGUAUUUUUGAUCUACUGCUACUCACGACGAAAUGGAAAUCACAGCUGGAAAGGAGAGCCUUUCUUUGCUAGAAAAACUUUGCCUGGGUUAUAUGAACAGUCUCAGGGCCAACGUUAUGACUUCAGGACCUGACUACAUUAUUACAUGUUAAAAUAUCCAUUGGACACUGUGAAGUACGCUAUCAGGAUGGUUGCACAGAGUGAUGCUAGCGCUUUGGCCACUGACAGUUCCUUGAGGCUCACCUCUACGUCAGGUUACUGUUCUCAGCGAUAAACUAAACUGUCGUCAGAUCUUUGCACCUGAUCCUCAUUGUAUACAAAUGUUCUAAUGGAAAGGAGAAUUGUAGAUAAUACUAUUUAGGAAAAAAAAGAAUUGGGUUUCUUUGAAGAAGGAAUCUUAUAUAACAGAUCUAUAGCCACAGAUUAAUGGAGACCCCCCCUGCUCUUUGUUCAACGGCACGCAGACAUAGAAACCGCUUGCUGGGUAACUCACCGAUCUCCUUUACAACUUGAGCUCCUAGAACUGAGAACUAGAUCUUGUUCCCGAGUUUCAACAGUAGUAUUUUCAAGUUUCCUGUGUCUAAAGUUCUGUCAAGAAUGGAAAGCCAUUCACAGGAGACAGAAUUUAAGACAGCAGUCACUGCCUGCUACUUCAGUAAAAGGCCCCUGAGGAGUCCCUUUGUUGAAUGUUUGUCAGAAUGUGCUCUGAUCCCUUUUCCUUCAUUUUCCUUCGAGAGCAUGGAAAAGUUCUCAACGAAUGAAGAACUUCUAGAAGAGAGGUGGUAUUGCAUGGGUCCAGCUUCAAGCCUCGAAUAUCUCAGAGUAAACCACUUUCUUUUAUUGCCAUUAUCCUCUACCCCCACCAAAGUGAUCUUAUCUCCAAAAUGGAGAUCAAAUUCUGUCCUGUGAGCCUCAAAGGGGGUUCCCGGUGUUCUCUGAGUAGCUUUGCACUGCCUGCGGGUCAUAGGAGUGCCUGGAUUUUUAAAAGCUUUCAAUUGUGUGUGAGCUUCCUUGUCACUUAUCCUUUGUCGCAUUCAUCCGUCCAAGUCAUUCAUCCAGCAUCCAGUCAAUAAGUAUUUCUGUUACACACCAGACACGUGCAGAGAUAAGGAGGAGAAGUAAGUCAGAAGCUUUUUCACUCUAAAAAACCUGGCAAUAACGUCAAUGUUGGAAAGGCUGCUCUAGAGAAUCUUACAGAGUGGUUGUAUUUUAACACAUUCGUGUGUGGGGUUGUAGAUUGUGCUGUCAGGCCCAGGAUAUCAGCAAUUACAAAGUGAGGUCUAAAUCAGAGAUCAUUGCCAGGAGAGAAGCGAAGGAGGAGGUGGAAGCCACAGCCGAUUGUGUUCUAGACGUUGUGCUCGCUCCUUUACAUCUCAUGACCUUCAAAUCUCACAACACUCUUGUGAAGCUCGCGUGAUUACCCCCACUUUGCAGAUGAAGUGAGUGAGGCUUAGAGAGAUCACUAGUCAGCAUUAGGAAACAAGUUCUUUGUCCGAGAAUCGGAAUUUUCUUACUAGUUUCCUUUGUUCAUUCCCUGAGGUGGGACCUUUAGAGAAGGUGGAGUAAAGCCAUAUUUAGCAUCCCAACGGUCUCAGUGUUAAUAUUGAGAAAACGUCCUGUCACGUCAGAAAAAUGUGAAGUCUACUGUUGUUUUCCAUCCAGUUCCUUGAUAUUUAUUUAUUCUAAUGAAAAACGGUAACUACAAAUAACGAUACGUUCAAUCCACGCAAUGUUAUUUUUUUCUGUAAUUGUGACUGUUGAAUGUUAAUCAUAUUUAAUGAAUUGAAAUUUAAUGACUUCUAGUGACUUUGAAGUAAAGCCUUCUUUUUUCCUGCUUUUGAAAAAGAUGGAACUGUAUCGGGUGUAAGAGGCAAGGGGUAAGGAACACACCCAGAGCUAAAGGCAGAAUCUAAAAGUCACCUUUUUCUCAACUUAUUCACGACACCACUUGAGAAGAAGGAAUGCUUUACACUGGAUCUUUCUCUUGUAGAACAAGAAAUCUUUUGGAAUAGAAGAUGUUUACAUGUCCCUUGUUGGUCAUUUCUUCUAUGUCUUAAGUACUUUAAUUUUGGGAGAGUGUAGUGUUUGGACUAGUGGGUUUCUGCUAGCCCAUGGAGAUGCCUUGAAAACUUUGUUUUCAGUGAUGUUCCAUGUUGUUUUCUUGGAAAUAAAUUAAUAUAUUGUUU
Messenger RNA from Hippopotamus amphibius kiboko, 4315 nucleotides. RefSeq names its product N-acetyllactosaminide beta-1,6-N-acetylglucosaminyl-transferase-like. Gene Ontology annotation, cellular component: membrane. The transcript is spliced from 5 exons. Gene Ontology annotation, biological process: transforming growth factor beta receptor signaling pathway. Bases 938 to 2140 code for a protein of 400 amino acids. The record is from RefSeq and is a predicted model, not a curated record. NCBI's taxonomy places the organism in Eukaryota, Metazoa, Chordata, Mammalia, Artiodactyla, Hippopotamidae. Gene Ontology annotation, molecular function: acetylglucosaminyltransferase activity.